Mycena citricolor is the source of this 980-nucleotide messenger RNA. Lineage: Eukaryota; Fungi; Basidiomycota; Agaricomycetes; Agaricales; Mycenaceae. The record is from the annotation of a GenBank genome assembly.
CGGUCGUCUUCGUCCUGAGCUUCAGAACGUUUUUGUCCCAAAAUGCAAGCUAUUUGGUUAGUAACGUCGAUGUGUCACGUAUUACUCCUUGCCGCUCGGCCCGAUGGCAGCCGCCCUUGCUUUCUCUCUCACUCUCUCUCUUGCCCGAUAUGGCUACGCACGAAACCCCCGAGUAUCUCGAAGCGAUCAAGAAUCUCUCUCUAGCCUCCAAGAUCCUCGCCCACCACGGCGUCGUGGACGGCUUCGGCCACGUCUCAUGCCGCGACCCGCGUCAGCCGCACGACCACUUCCUCCUCUCGCGCAACCUCGCCCCGGCCCUCGUCGAACCGCACGACAUCGUGGCCUGGCGGAUCGACAACUCGGAGCCCACGGUCCCGGACUCGCCGCGGGGGUUCCUGGAGCGCUGCAUCCACAGCGAGAUCUACAAGUACAAGCACGGAUCUCUCACACGCGCGUUGGACAGGCUGUAUCCCGCGGUCGCCGCCGUCGUGCACUUCCACUCGCCCGACAUCCUCCCCUUCGGCCUCCUCCCGAUCCCCUUCAAGCCCGUGUACCACAUGGCGUCGUUCCUCGGCCCCGCGUCCCCGCCCGUGUUCGAGAUCCGCGACGCCUUCGGGCCCGCGACGGACAUGCUCAUCCGGGACACCGCGAUGGGCGCCGCGCUGGCGGGGCACUUCCGCGCCUCCGAGGCGGCGGAUGCGGAUGCGGAUGCGGAGCCGCGUCCGCUGGUGCUGAUGCGCGGGCAUGGGGCGACGCUCGUCGCCAGCUCGCUGAAGCUUGUCGUCUACCGUGCCGUCUAUACGCAGCACAACGCGCGCAUCUUGACGAGUCUGAGCGCACUCGCCGGCGGCGUCGAUCGGGUGGCCGACGGCGCGCGGUUUCUGAACGCUGAGGAAUGCCGUGCUGCGACGAGGAGCAAUGAGGGUCAGAUUACGAGGGCCUGGGAUGUGUGGGUCCAGGAGCUCAAUGGGAAUGUGUGA